This is a messenger RNA of Aphanomyces astaci, 2362 nucleotides long. RefSeq lists its product as hypothetical. The record is from RefSeq and is a predicted model, not a curated record. NCBI's taxonomy places the organism in Eukaryota, Oomycota, Saprolegniomycetes, Saprolegniales, Verrucalvaceae. The transcript is spliced from 3 exons. Gene Ontology annotation, molecular function: protein binding. Bases 33 to 1787 code for a protein of 584 amino acids.
GUCAACGCUUGCUGCCGUCUUGCCGUCUUGCGAUGGAGUCGGUGGGAACGAGGCUGUUCACAGCAACGUCCCACUUUCUCCGGGCCAAACCAAUGCUCACAGAAGAGGAAGUCCGGUCCAUGCUCACACUCAAGGAAUACCUCGAUCGAGUCUACCGCUACCAUCGCCGCCGCUCCAGUUUGAGCGGCUCUGGUCGUCAGUAUUUCAACGCGUCCAACUUUCGACCGAUCAAGCUAAAACAGUCUGGAUCGACGGGGUCCAGGCGGUCCGUCGGACUUGUGGCAUCCCGCGCUGAACACGAGAGCGGGCUCGCCACCGCUGCCAUCAAAGGCAUCCUCUGCGCUGUCCACCCAUUCACAGAACUGUCCGAGUACGAAGUCAACACGUCCGUGUUUGAAAAGCUCUUUGGCACCACGAUCGCGUACUACUGGUCGCUGUACAAACCGUUUGCCACCAAGAUCGCUUGGAUCACAACACUAUGGUGCCUUCUGUACAACUCGCCCCUCCAGUCGCUGUUUUUAACCCUUACCAGCGAAACCGUGUGUCGAUUGAUUUCCAUGUUUGCCAUCCUCUGGCUCGUGCUGUACUUUUGGUCCCAGCUCAACUGGCGCAUGACGGUCACAGUCCUUGGGUACUUUGACGCGUGGUUCUUCAUCACUCAAGCGAUCCUGUACGCCGUAGCCAUCAUGGCGCUGUACGACUGGGAUGUCGUGGUGAUCGUAUACAACGUGUUUGGCAUUUUGGGGUUCUCGGCGGUCAUAGCGUACGACGCGUAUCCGUUGUCGAUGCGCAAUAUGGUCAAGUACAUGCUGUUUGUGAUCAUGGCGUGCCUGUUUGCGGGGGUGAUCAUGAUGGGGCUGGACAGCGGGUUUAUGGACCGGUCGCUGCGCAUGGACUUGUUCCAUGGGCUUGUGCAUGCAAACUGCCAAGCCGAAGGCAACGUCACCCUCACGUGGAGCUUCAACGUGUACGACUUUGCCAUCCAGCGGCUGCAGAUCCUCACCGUGUACAUGAUACGCAACACGUAUUGGGCGUUCAACGCGCCGCGGUAUUGCGUUAUUAUCAAGAGUCGCGUAGCUCUCGAGGAAAUGCCUGUGAUCGGUGUUCGGAUCCUGCCGAGCGAACCCACGCCAGGGCGACGCAACUCGUUGAUUGGGCAAUCGUUCAAAGCGACCAACCAGUCCCCCGUCACAGCUUCAACCCCCCCACCGCUCACCAGUUCAAGCUCGACGGUCACACCUGUUGCCGCCGGCAUCCCCGCCGCAGCGUCCGCAUCCAUGACCUCCUCCCCCCUCGCUUCUAGCUCGAGGCAACAAUCUGCCGUGCACCUUCAGCCCAACACUGGUCCCCUCUACGACAUGCAUCCGAUUCAAAACGACACCAUUCACACGUAUGACGGCCGCCACCGCAUGAGCGUUGUGAGUGUGCCAAACCUGGAACUGCUCAACUCGGGGGCCAGCGGCAGAGCUAAGUCCCACGACGACGACGCCUCGACGUCCGUGGAACCCACGUCAGCAAUCCAAGCGUCCGCGUUCACGGUGGUCGUGAGCGCGCCCAUGGCCGUCCACCGGCCGCCGAAACCCACGAGGUCCCUCAAGCUCCCAAAACUGAGCACGCGCAAACUGCUCAUGGAGUCCGUAUCCCGGUCGCGAAACAUGACAAAGGCCGUCCUUCGCACGUCCACAGUCCAAUCGUCGCUCCGCGGGUACAUCCAGCGCAUUCCCGUCAAGAAGCGCAAGAGCUCCAGUGUGCCCAGCAACCUCCACGCCUUUGCCCGCGUGCCAUAACCAACGACAAGUCAGUCGAACAAACUAGACUAGUAGCAAUCAUGUGUGUGUGUGUGAGCCAAACCCAAAGCAGUGUGCCACGCAUUUCACAUGUUGACGGGACGACGACAACGACGACGGGGGGGGGUUUAAUUUAAUACAAUGGAUCGAGCCACGGCGAUGCCGGGGCCAACGUCAGCACCAACGAGCCAGGAACCAAACUCCCUUCUUUCCACUCGCCCCUCAGCACUUCGCCACUUGGGAACCGCAGACUACCGCUGCCGUGCUUCUUGUUGUGCUGCCACUCACCAUGGUAGCUCUUGCCGUCAGUCUUGCAGUAAAACGUGCCCGAGCCAUGGCGCAUAUAGCCCACGACCUGGCCCUCGUACUUGUCGCCAUUUGCAAACGUGAGCACGCCACACGCAACGUUGCCAUCGCGACCCCACUCGCCCACAAAUACAUCGCGGUUCUUAAACACGAGCUCCCCCUACAUAGUUAUUGCCAAGCAUUGGCUCGUCGAGAACGACAUAUACAAGCUACCAAUAAUACACACACGAACAAUAUAUAUACAGUACAUACCUUGCCUUGCUUGAUCC